AUGAAGGUUGUGUUGUGGGGGGUAUUCUCCGUGCUGUACCUCCUAUCUCCAGUGUUAUCCGCCAAUAAUGGGCAAAAUUUAGAAGAGAGCGUGAAUCGGUCAGCAGACCCGAGUGCCAUAGCAGAACCAAACAAUUCUGGUUAUUCAAAUUAUCUCCUGGAUUCUAAUUUUGCGAAUUCAAACGCACAAGCAUCAGCAUCAAGUAAUACACCAAUUUAUGGCCCGACUCUUGGUUCCAAUUCUUUGGUAUCAAGUGCUGCGCUUGCCAACUCCAAAGCGUUCUCUGAUAGUGGCGCAUAUGGUCCUUACAACCAACCAUUUAAUGGACCUGGAGGAAACCUAGUAAAUUUAGGAACAGGAACGAAUUCUUUCAGCAAUGCCCAAGCUUUGGCCGAAGCUUUUUCAGGAGCUCAAUCUGACACUUUUUCUGGUUCUGGAGUGAAAGUUCCAUUAGAAGCUCAAAAAAUAUAUCUUGGCCAGUCUAAUGCUCAGGCACAAUCUCUUGCUCAGUCUGCUGCUCAAGCAGCAAGCUUGGCUCAAGCUUUAUCUAACUCUCAUGUUCAUACUCAAGCUCCUUAUGAAGCAGGGUCUCAAGCUGUAGCUAACGCUCAAAGGACGAAUGGCUAUAACCUGGGAAGUUUCUCAGGAUAUUUACCGUCACGUGUACUUUACGAUGAAGCAUAUUUAGAUUUGGGAGGACAAACAGCUAAUGGACAAUCAAUGCCUCAUAUUGGAUCAAAGUUCUUCUGGAGACCGAUUCCAAGCAAUGAAUACAUAAGGCCACAUCAAUUCACAGACGGUCCAGAUAUUAACUGUAGAUUUGACGGUGAAUUACACCACGUCUGGACAGUGGACUUUGACUGCAUGGUGUGCGUGUGCCUGCAAGACUUGAGCCCAGUCUGUGCCAGCUGUAGUGGAUGCUCGAAACCUUUAAAACAUUUGCCACCCCUGCCUCCUCAACCUCCUUCUGUUGUAGCCGAACCAAUCCCAUCUGUGCCUCUUCUACCGCCACUACCACCGCCAAAACCAGAGGUAUCUUGCAGUCCGCUUCCAAGUAACCAAGUUUUUGAAAAUCCACUGAACCCUUGCCAGAUUUGCAUCUGCAGAGAGAUCAUUGAUGCAUUUGGAAAUAUUGAUGUCAAAAUCGAAUGCGAGGAAAACCUACAGUGCGAACCACAGUCGAUCAAUUCUGCACCAUAUCCGGCGCCGAAUGAAUCUUGUCGACCAUUUACCCCGAGGCAACCCUUCCAGCAUCCAUGGGACGAUUGUCAGGUCUGCAUUUGCACCGAGAGCGUUGCUCAUCAACGCGUCACCAUCGAGAUUAACUGCUUCAGUAAACCGGAUUGCUGUAUUGAAUACGCAAAACCACAACCGCAUGCGCCACUGUUACCUUACUAUAUUGGCGAUGGAUCUAGCAAUGCGGAAUCUUAUGGAAAAGUUGUACUCAGUGGAAGCCAAGGGAAUGCUUUAGCGGAAACCGACGCGAGCUCUGUUACAAACUCAGGAUACAACUUAUAUCAGCCCAGUCAACCAGGAUUUUUACCUAGCCCCAAAAUUUAUUAUACUGGACUUCCAAUACAGGGAGGCAAUUCCUUCGCAGAAGCUGAUGCUGGUGCUUCCGCUUCUGGAUUUAACCAGAUUCAACCAGUAUUUCCAACUCCCUAUCCUAAUCACCCAGUAGUUUUUGCGCCAGGUACAGGGUUCUAUCCAGGUAUUCCCGCAGUCCUAACAGGAAAGGGAAGCACACACGCACUAGCUAAUGCUGAUGCAAGCUCAGUUGUCAGUAACGGAUAUAAACCAGAUUAUGCAGGAUAUUACUCAGGACUCCAUGGGCUGAGUAACGCACAAACUUUAUCGGAAAGUGAAACACUUAACUAUGGAUAUAAGAAACCAAGCUAUACAGGGUAUAAUCUAAGUAACUUACCGAAACAGAAUUCGGGAUACUUUCCAGGACUAAACAGUGCCCAGGCUCUUGCCGAAGCUGAGUCCAGCGCCUCUGUAAAUUCUGGAUCUACCCAAUCAAUUUUACCAAUCUAUUAUUCAGGAUCACCAGAAAAUGAGGCAACAUCUUCAACUUAUGCUGGAUACAAUAAACAGAGUUUGCCUGGGUACUUUCCAGCCGCUGUAACAGGGCAAAGUAGUGAUGCGAUUGCUGGGGCGCACACUGGACUGACGACUUUCAACUAUCCAGGUGCUUUGAAAGGACAGAGUAACAUUCAAGCCUUUGCCGAAACUGAAGCAAGCACUUUAACCAAUUCUGGGCUUACCCCACUAAGUUAUCCGGGACGCUAUACUGUGCCGGGAUAUAGUGGUGCGCAAACGCUAACGGAAGCUGAAGCGAGUGCUUUGUCCAAUGCUGGGUAUAUAAAAUCUAAUUAUCCCGGUUACUAUCCAAUCACUUUGCAAGGACAAACGGGUUCACUGGCCAAUGCCGGAGCGGAGGCCAAUGCUUUUACGAAUGCUGCAUAUAAUAAAGGAAGUCAAGCAGUAUUCCCAUCGCUUUACACGCAAGGUUUACACACCGGUCACUCACUGCCAACGGGCUUGUCGACAGCUUCUGCAGAUGCCAAUUCUUUUGCAUCAGUAAAAGGAAGUUUGUUAGCUCCAGCUGAUGCUAAUGCACUUUCAAUUAAUUCCUUUGCCGAUGCUCUGAGUUCUGAAGCUCAAGCCGCAAGUCAAGCAAGUGAGUAAUCACUUCAAAUCUCUUAAUGUAGACUGACAAAUUAAAAUAUUUUCCUUUAGUAUGAAUAUACUAUUUAUUAACUCUUUUUUUUAAUUCUAGGUGCUAUGACUUCUUCCAUAAAAUCUGGUAAGUUAAAAUGUUUCUAUGCAAGGAUUCACAUCUUAGAUAUUCUACUAAGGGCUCGCAUGGGAAUGCAAAAAUAAAAUAUUAAGCGCCAUUUGGGUAUAAUAUUUAAAAAG
Chilo suppressalis (striped riceborer) is the source of this 2922-nucleotide messenger RNA. NCBI's taxonomy places the organism in Eukaryota, Metazoa, Arthropoda, Insecta, Lepidoptera, Crambidae. The record is from the annotation of a GenBank genome assembly.